UCAUGCCCCACGCCCACACAAAAAAAUUAACACGCGCACACGCACACGCACACGCACACACACUUAUUUUUCUGUUUUUUUUUUUCUUUCUCUUUCUUCAUAUCUCUCAUAGCUCGUUUCCGAAACUUCAACGACAUUGCCUUGUCGCAGAAAAAAACAGUCCCCCACCGAAUUUUUGGUCUUUUUGUGUUUGUUCGGAAAAAAAUAAAGAGUUCGGAAAUUCCCCAAGUCUUACACUCCUCUUGACUCUGCGAGCUUCUAGGUUUUAUUUUUUAUUUUUUAUUAGCUUCUUCUUCUUUGUCGCAGAGUCAAGAUGAGCUCGGUUGUGCAGGGUUUUUCUAAGUCGCUUGCCAUGACUGUGCUCUCUGAGAUCGGUGACAAGACUUUUUUUGCUGCCGCGAUCUUGGCUAUGCGCCACCCGAGAAGACUUGUUCUAUCUGGUUGUCUUUUAGCUUUGAUUGUCAUGACUAUUCUUUCUGUUCUUGUUGGAUGGGCUGCUCCAAGCCUGAUCUCAAGGAAAUGGACUCAUCAUAUUACAACAUUGUUGUUCUUCAUCUUUGGGCUAUGGUCUUUGUGGGAUGCCUUUACCAGCGACGGGGAGGCUGAAGAAUUGGCAGAAGUUGAAGCAAAAUUGGAUGCUGAUAUAAAGAAUAAUAAAGAGACCACCAAGCAGAAUAGUAAGGAUGAUGAUGAUUUGAAAAAGCAGAGACAACCAUUGCUCGCGCAGUUCUUGUCACCAAUUCUUUUGAAGGCAUUUUCCAUUACUUUUUUUGGUGAAUGGGGUGACAAGAGCCAGCUUGCUACUAUUGGUUUGGCUGCUGAUGAGAAUCCAUUGGGUGUGGUUCUUGGUGGAAUUAUUGGACAAGCAUUGUGUACAACAGCUGCUGUUCUUGGGGGAAAGAGCUUGGCAUCUCAGAUAUCUGAGAAAAUAGUUGCUUUAUCGGGUGGACUUCUUUUUAUUGUUUUUGGAAUCCAGUCUUUCCUUUCACCAUUUGAGUCAUAAAGUCAUCAUUUCUAUGGUCCAUGGCUGGCCUAACCUCGUUUGUUUUGUGGCGGCCCUAGGCAACAAAGAAAAAGUGGGGCCAUUUUUAACCACAUAGUACUUAUAAUAUCAAUAAUAUUGUUCAAUUCAGGUCAACAAUGUAUUUUAUUUAAUUUAUUUUUCGUCAUCCACGAUGAAUAUAGUGGGAAUGUUUGGCUUGAAGAAAGCACUGCUUUAUACAAGGAGAUGUCAAUUAAAUUUUUUUUUUUUUUGGUUAAA
Ziziphus jujuba (common jujube) is the source of this 1261-nucleotide messenger RNA. RefSeq names its product GDT1-like protein 5. The coding region runs from base 314 to 1003 and encodes 229 amino acids. Gene Ontology annotation, molecular function: calcium ion transmembrane transporter activity; manganese ion transmembrane transporter activity. Gene Ontology annotation, cellular component: Golgi apparatus. The record is from RefSeq and is a predicted model, not a curated record. The transcript is spliced from 12 exons. Lineage: Eukaryota; Viridiplantae; Streptophyta; Magnoliopsida; Rosales; Rhamnaceae. Gene Ontology annotation, biological process: Golgi calcium ion homeostasis; Golgi calcium ion transport; manganese ion transmembrane transport.